UUUUUCCAUUUUCCUACUUGUGCCUUUUGUUCUAUUUUUGCCAUAACAGCCAUUUUCCAGCAGCCGUUCUCCCCAUUUGUAUCAUACACAACUUCUCCAACUUGGAUUAUUGUUUACUCUGAUAUUUCCUUUUUCUUGUCGAAUACAUACAUUAUACUCAGUCCUCUUUGUUCAACAUGCCGCCUGUAGCAACUCAACCCGAGAAGCUAGACUCGAAACAGAAAAUCGGAAAGGAGCAGCUUGACCCUGACCAUCCUGGUCCACUUCCACCGGGAUGCUAUAUCAAACCAUCGCCUCCAUUAAAUACCAAAGAUUUGCUGAUCACACAGAAUUUGGACGACUUUACGGCAAAGUAUCAGGAAGCCGAAGCGUUCAAAGCAAUGGAGAAAGCCCGCCGAGCUGCAAACUAUCUCGCAGCUGCAAUGAUCUUUUUGAAGGAUAAUGUUGAUUUGUCGCAGCCUUUGAAGAGGGAGCACAUCAAACCCAGAUUGCUGGGGCACUGGGGAACAUGCCCGGCAAUCACGUUCAUAUACUCUCACUGUGAUAACAUCAUCAAAAAGCAUGAUCUAGACAUGUUUCUCGUCGUAGGUCCUGGUCACGGUGCUCCAGGAGUGCUGGCAAACUUGUAUUUGGAGGGUACCCUUGCCAAGUUUGAUAGCCGCUACAGCUGGAGCGAAGAAGGAUUUCGCAACCUUGUGCGUGGAUUUUCUUGGCCAGGAGGUUUUCCAAGCCAUGUUAAUGCGGAGGUGCCUGGCUCUAUUCACGAAGGGGGCGAAUUGGGAUAUGCUUUAAGCGUCAGUUUCGGUGCAGUGAUGGAUAAUCCUGACGUAAUUGUAACUUGCAUUGUUGGAGAUGGAGAAGCCGAAACUGGACCUACCGCGACAGGUUGGCACUCGUACAAGUAUAUCGACCCCAAAGAAAGCGGUGCAGUCCUCCCGAUUUUGAACGCCAAUGGUUAUAAAAUUUCAGAGCCAACCAUCUUUGGAUCCAUGGCCGAUGAAGAGCUUGCAGCACUCUUCAGUGGAUAUGGCUAUCAGGUGCGCAUUGUGGAAAACAUGGAGAAAAUUGAUGUCGAUAUGUCCGCUGCAAUGGAAUGGGCGUAUGGCGAGAUUCGCCGCAUUCAGCAAGCAGCUCGCAGCGGAAAUCCGAUCGCCAAGCCUCGUUGGCCCAUGUUGAUUCUACGAACACCAAAAGGAUGGACCGGGCCACAGGAGGUUCACGGGAAGCAAAUAGUGGGCACUUGGAGGGCGCAUCAAGUGCCCCUUCCUCAUGUACAUACCGACGACGAAGAGUUUGCGGCACUCGAGAAGUGGCUGCGGUCAUACAAACCUGAAGAACUCUUCAAUAAAGGUGUCCCCAAUGAAGACCUGCUGAAAGCGUUCCCUAAACCAGAGCGCAUGAUGGGUCGCAACCCAAAAACAUAUGCAGCCUAUAAGCCUCUUGACCUUCCUGACUUUAAGAACCUUGGGUGCAAGCAAACUCUCAAGAGAGAUGAAUGGCAAAGCUGCAUGGUUGUGGGUGGCAAAUAUCUGGCGGGCGUGAUUGAAAAAAACCCGGCGAGCUUCCGCAUCUUUUCCCCGGAUGAACUUGAGAGCAACAAGCUUUCGGCUGUUUUGGAAAAGACUCACCGCAAUUUCCAAUGGGACCCCUUCAGUGACAAAGACGGGCGAGUCAUUGAAGUCUUGUCCGAACAUCAGUGUCAGGGUUGGAUGCAAGGCUACACUCUCACGGGAAGAGUGGCACUAUUUCCAAGUUACGAGAGCUUCCUGCCCAUCAUUACCACAAUGGUCAUUCAAUAUGCAAAGUUUCAAAAAGUUGCCCGCGAAACCAAAUGGCGUAAAGACAUUGCUUCAAUAACUUAUAUUGAAUCGUCCACAUUGUGGAGGCAAGAACACAAUGGUUACUCUCAUCAAAAUCCAAGCUUCAUCGAUGCCUUGAUCAAUCUCAAGACAAACAUGAUCCGCAUUUACUUUCCCCCGGACGCCAAUACAUUGCUGUCCACGAUCGACCAUUGCCUAGCUUCCAAGAACUAUGUGAAUCUCAUUGUUAGCUCCAAACAACCCAUGCCUCUCUGGCUUUCAAUGGAGGAAGCAAUCAAGCAUUGCAGGGCUGGAGCGUCUAUCUGGCGUAAAUUUAGUACUUACGAAGGGAAAGAUCCUGAUGUUGUGCUGGUGGGCUGUGGUAACGAAACUAUGUUCGAAGUUGUUGCCGCGGCUGCCAUGUUGAAGAUUGAUGCUCCUGAUUUGCGCAUCAGAGUCAUCAACGUCACAGAUCUGAUGGUGCUGAGUGCUAAGGGUGGUCAUCCGCAUGCCCUGUCGCAGGAAGCGUUUGAUGCACUCUUCACAAAGACACGCCCCAUCGUUUUCAACUUCCACGGUUAUCCGGCUGUGGUGCGCGGAUUAAUAUUUGAUCGAGAAAGUCUUGCUGGGAGACUCUCUGUGCAUGGAUAUAAUGAGGAAGGCACGACCACGACACCCUUCAAAAUGCUCACAGCCAAUGGAGUUUCACGGUUCCACAUUGCCAUUGAUGCUUUGCUGUCUGCGUCCCGCUCUGGCCAUCGAGAACUGGACUUGGAUGUACAUGUGCUGGUCAGUGAGUAUCAGAGCCGUUUGAGAGCUCAUGACCACUACAUCUUGAAGUAUGGCGAUGACCCGGAGGACCUGAAGGACCUUCCUCAAGUGUAAGACUCGUAGGAGGUUAGGGAUAGCGAUGAUUAUAGGGGAUCCUAACAUAUAACUGGAGGAUGGAUUGCACACAUAUCGCCUGUCGUCUUUGGGAUGUGAUGAACGAUACAUUUGUUGUACCCAAAAUUUCAUUACCUUCACAUUUGCCACAAAGCCAGGAUGCACAUUUUCAUCAUGUACAGACGGACGCAACGGGAUGUAUUUACCUCCGCAAUAAAAAUGACACAUAAACCAAAUGGACCUCAGCCGCACCCCACCUCAACAGCGUGGCAGUAA
This is a messenger RNA of Spizellomyces punctatus DAOM BR117, 2960 nucleotides long. RefSeq lists its product as uncharacterized. Gene Ontology annotation, biological process: carbohydrate metabolic process. Bases 177 to 2684 code for a protein of 835 amino acids. NCBI's taxonomy places the organism in Eukaryota, Fungi, Chytridiomycota, Chytridiomycetes, Spizellomycetales, Spizellomycetaceae. Gene Ontology annotation, molecular function: aldehyde-lyase activity. The transcript is spliced from 18 exons. The record is from RefSeq and is a predicted model, not a curated record.